AGUAUUCCUCUAUGUCCGAUCCCCCGCCACACCCAGAUGUAUGCGUCGCUACCCUGGUCAUGGGUGACGUUUCCUAUAUAGCAGGCGCUAUGGUCAUGGCUCAUUCCGUUCGGCGACACUGUGCUAAGAGCGCUGUACCGUUCCACUUGGUUUGUAUUGUGGACCGCAGCAUGGCCGAUGUCGAAGCACUUCGAUGUGUGUUCGACAAUGUGAUUCAGGUCGACCCCAUCCUGGCUGAGCCCAUGGGUAAGCGGUGGAAGCGCUAUGGAGGCCACUACGAUUCUUGGAUCGAUUCUUGCCUUACCAAACUGCAUGUGUUCAAUCUGUAUAAAUUAGGCUAUCAAAAAGUGGUCUUUGUCGACGCUGACGUUUUGGUGGUUGAUGAUCUCUUCGCGCGGGUGCUGACUGCUCCAGCGCCUUCUGGUAUAUGUAGCGACGAAGCGAACAAGCUGGAUGGUAAAGAAGGUCGCUUACGGGCUCUCAAGACUGGUGAUAAAGUACCCGCAGCAUCCCUGAGGAGAGCCUUGGCGUUAUCAUAUGGUAUGCGGGGUUGCCUCAUGGUACUACCCACUGGUGCCAAGCAUUUCCGAAAGUGCCUCGAUCGAGUGGCUGAGAAGGAGUCACAAAAGGAUGGAUACGUUGGAAGGUGCGGCGAUCCGAAAUGCAACGCUGGUCCCGACGAGUGGCUCCUCAGUCUCCAUUUCCAGGAUAAGUGGAGACAUCUGGAGGAAGCAUUCUGUUGUCGAUACUGGCAUGCUCAGACUAGAGGCAUCACGCCGUUAGCGAUCCAUUUCGUCACUGACAAGCCGUGGAGCCGUAGAUCAGACAAACAAUGGCCCGACUUUGAUAUCUGGUUGGAUUAUGCCCGGGGUUGCCUCUCUAGCAUUCAAGCUGGCGAUCGGGCUUCGAAGCUAGGACGCAGACUCUUGAAUGAUGCCGUCGUGAUAUGUGAGGAAAGACGUCGCCGACUUGUACCGGAAUUGCGUGAGGCGCGAGUCGGAUCUAGCGGCCUGGCUGUGAAGGGUACUUCACGAGUGCAGGACGAUGAUGUUGAAGCCUGGUUUCGCAAGCGAAUCGAUUCUAGUUCCCACACUGCGUCCGUUGAAACUUCUUGUUCGAGAGGGAGUACUCGAGCGACUAAAAGUGACCCGGCGAGGAAGAAACAGAAUAGACGUAGAAGAGCGAGUCGGCGACGCACCGGUGGCAGUUCGGACAAGCUCUGAGGCAUUCGAGUAGGGAUCAUCUAUCUGAGACAUUCGACGUCCGAGUCUCAAACCGGGAUCGCUUCCGUGUGAGGCGGAUUGAUCCUCAGCAGCAUCCAGCAUGCCUUGCGGAUCUGGUCCAUCGCUGCGGUUGUUCUACACAAUAUUCAAGGAUGCACGAAUGCAGUCGUGGGAAAGUUGAUGUGCAGUUAGCAAAGUAGAGGAUGU
Perkinsus marinus ATCC 50983 is the source of this 1430-nucleotide messenger RNA. RefSeq lists its product as hypothetical. Gene Ontology annotation, molecular function: glycosyltransferase activity. The coding region runs from base 12 to 1223 and encodes 403 amino acids. NCBI's taxonomy places the organism in Eukaryota, Perkinsozoa, Perkinsida, Perkinsidae. The transcript has 3 exons. The record is from RefSeq and is a predicted model, not a curated record.